CGGGUUUUUCUUCGCUUUAAUCCAGCACGUUCUGGAAUCCCGCAGCCUUGCUUGCUUGCAUUGUUUCCCUCCGCACCGACCUUUUCUCGUCGCAUUCUCGCACAUCCACCUCCACACAUUCACGAUGAAGACCUCCACGAUCCUCCUCUGUCUCGCUCCGACGAUAGCCCUCGCCGUCGAGGCCGAUCCUCAAAUACCUCCCGCCGUGUCUCCCACGCCGUCCCUCCCCAAUGCCAACCCGCCCGCCCCGUUGCCUGAGAUCCCGAUGCCGUCGAAUGCAGAGCAACAUGCGGAGUUACGGAAGAUUCGCACGCUGCUAGAGAUUCAAGAUACUACAGAUGCGACACGGGUGCAGGAUCAACUGCCCGAACCAGCGAGCGGGAGAAUCGGCCUGGCCGCAUCGACAGGGGAAACCAAAGCGUUGCGCGCACGCAGUGAAGGCACACUCGGACAAACACCAUGGAUUGGCAUGGCCAUUGGAUUGACCUGUACGGCAUUGGCAGCAGUGAUGCUGGGAUGAUACCUUCCAACGAUUAUCGUCGACUUUCGACUCGACGGUUUCUGCUGCACCAACUUGCAUUCGGAGUUAUAUUAUAAUUUCUUUUCACGACAGUCUUUGGCGACUAGACUUGAAUCGGUCGCUCUCUGCUACGAGCGUUGCUUGCAUUGCAUUGCAGCAGCCACCAUCACUUUUGGCUGUGCUG
This is a messenger RNA of Aspergillus eucalypticola CBS 122712, 704 nucleotides long. RefSeq lists its product as uncharacterized. NCBI's taxonomy places the organism in Eukaryota, Fungi, Ascomycota, Eurotiomycetes, Eurotiales, Aspergillaceae. The record is from RefSeq and is a predicted model, not a curated record. Bases 125 to 520 code for a protein of 131 amino acids. The transcript has a single exon.